CGCAUUUGGCUCAAGCAUCUUGUGGCCAGCGCCCCCGUUCCAUCUCAGUCCGGCGUUGCCGCUGACCAUGGCGGACAGCAAGCUCGCUCUGUCUCCGCGAGAGUUCUCCGGCGACCCCGCCACGUGCGUCUUCGGGCGCGUCGUCAUCGAGCGAGGCCCGGUGGAAGUGGGCAACCAAGCGGAUGGGAAGGGCAAGGGCAAGGCCAAGGGCAAACGCGCUGGAAAGGACAGAGAGCCGGGGAGGAAGAUCGAAGUGCACAUGCUCGGCGGUGACACUGUGGGCGACGUCCUGUUCCUUGACGGAUGGGCAGACGCCGCCGCCCAAGUUCAUGCCGCCAUGGAGCUGGGCAGGGUCUACCGCGUGUCCGGCGGGACCGUCGUGAACCAGACCCCGAAGUGCUCCACUUCUCGGCUGUCGCACUUCUUGCGGGUAAAGCCGCCCUUGGGAGUCAACGCGGUCAUCCAGGAGUGCGCCGAAAGCCCGUGGGUGGACGUUCCCCUGCAUCACCCGUUCGCGGAGAUUGCCAGCUUGGGCAGAGUGACCGAUGCAACGCAGGUGUGCGCGGUCGGCGUCGUGUCUCACCAGCCGGGCGUCGUGGAGCGCGACGCCCAGUACGGCCGAGCAGGCGUCUGCAACGCGGUGAUCAAGCAGGGGCGCCACGACAUCCGCUGCGCAUUCUGGCGAGACCAUGCCGCGACUCUGGCCGCCUUCCCCGUCGGCUCCGUGAUCGCGCUGAUGCAAGUGAAUGUGAAGCAGCGCAACGGGUCCUGGGAGAUCUUCGCCACGGAGGCCACGGAGGUCACGACUUGUCCUGCAGCUCAAGCGGAGACUGUUCGCGCCGCGACUGACAUCUCCGAGGGUGCCGACGCGGCCACGUCCCUCACCAAGCAGCACCAUGCCGUGGACUACGACACGGUGCCCGCCAUGGCGAGCACGGUGAGUGGCCUCAUGUCGGUGCCCGUGCCUUUCCAGACGCGCGACCUGCCUGGGGUCUUCGAGCUCCACUGCGUCGCCGUCACGGGCGUGGCAGGUGCUUCCGCCGACAGCGACUGGCAGAUCAAGAGCUGCGCAGAGUGCAAGAAGAAGAUUCCCGACCACCAGGACACGUGCGGCAGCCACCCCGAAGCGGGAACUGAGAUGCGGUGGCUCCUGAAGCUGGGCAUCGCGGACCACACCGGCGGAGGCUCCGCCGUCCUGUGCCACGACGCAGCGUCCACCCUCGACGUGCUCGGCGAUUCGGGCACGCCCCUGGACGCCCAGGCUCGCCGCGUGCGCGCUGCGGCAUUUCGGGCGACGCCGUGGACGCUGCGGUGCGUGUUCAAGACAAACGAUGUCACCAAUGUCAACUACCUCGAGGUGAAGCGGAUUGUCCCGACGCUGACGCCCGACGGCGCCGUGUCGACGUGGUCGGAGGUGACGGCGCCGCCGGCGGUGAAGACGGGCGGCGCCUGCCCGUUCGCGGCGUGCUCGGACGUCAGCUCGGACGACUCGCUCGGCUUGCUGCUCGUCCGUGACCUGGAGGUCCAGGCGGUCCGCGUGUUGCUGGUGAUGCAGAGGCCCACGGAAGCGGAGACGGUGGCCACACCCGACGCAGAGAAUCGCGGCCUGCGCGUGCAGCGCCUCGCGCGCUGCGGGUUCCAGUCUGAAAAGGAAGACACGUAUUGCGUUAAGACGGCCGGUGUCGCCGGCGACGUGCAGUGGCUCCUGACGGCCGGGCACGGCGACGCGCACCUCGUGACUGCCAUGCUGCGGACAGAUAAGGGCUCCGGCCGCGGGACGUUCGAUGCGCUGUCGCACAAGGCCGUGGUCCCCGAGCUCUUGCCCAGCAUGGUCAAGCUCAUGGCCAGCGCGCAGGGGUCCGGCGGCCCGGCGCUCAUCGCGCACGCGCCCGACGCCACGCCGCUCAAGCGCAUGCGGCCGCGCCCGCGGGGUUGCCCCAACGGCGCGCGCUGGCACUGGCGCGAGUUCGCGCUGACUCGGCUGACCCUGCGCCGCCCGACGGUCUGCCCUGACGGCAUCCUGCGCGCGGCGCCCGUCCGGGCGGGGGCAGACGGCGCACGGGGCGGCAUCGGCUUGAAGGCGAAGCUUCAGCAGAGGGCGGGGCUCGAGGAACAGCGGAUUUACAAGUGGUACGUGAAGCACGCGGGCGUCGCAUCUGAUCAUCCGACAGUUGCCGCUGCCCUGUCGGAGCUGGACGCCCUGGUCAAUGACUCCCUCGGCCCGGCAGCGUCGGCGUGCCCCGACGACGCCCCGCCGGCAAAGCAGAGGCGCCUGACCGAGAGGGGUGGCGAGGCUGCUGCCUGCGCGGCGCCGUUGCAGGGCGAGUCACGGCCUGGCCAGUCGACGCUGGCAGCUCGAGGGGUUGUCCCGACGGCUUGCUCGGCUGGACACGGCCCGGCGGCUGCAGCAGCGGCCAAGGCGUCUCCCGCUUCAACGCCGCCCAUCGGCAUCGAAGAGACCCCGGCGAAGAGGCCUCGCCUGUUCGCCGACGGGCUCGGUGCGACGCCCGCGCAGACCACCGGCGGCCUGGCGCCUGCCACCGCGGAGGCCUUGGCAAGGUCGUGCCGCAAGAGCCCGUGGGAGUCCCCGUUGGUCGACGAUUCCGUGAGGCUUGCUCACCCAGGGAAUCCCGCGAGAGGUGCCUCGCGGCCCGUCGAGCGGCCGCGCUUGCGCCCGCGGGAAGAGGAGCGCCUCCUGGCGGCAGUGCCGCGGAAAGCUGUGAAAGAUCUGUACGUGCACGUCCGCGAUGAGGCUCUGCGCCUAGGCAACGGAGAGUACCUCCCACAAUGGCGCGAGAACAAGCCAAAGUAUCGACAGCUGAACUACGUGUGGAAUUUGCACCAGCACGGCGAGCUCCAGGCGGCCGAGUACGCUCUGUUGGCGCACCAGCCUCACAUUAUUGGCCCAGAGCUCUUCGGCGCAGUGGAGAAGGUGGAGUGCCCCGCCGCAGUGAUCCCCUCGAGCAGCAGCGCCUGGCGGUGGACUUUCAAGCCGGCAGGAGUUGACGUGGAAGGACCGCAGGUGGAAUCUCGGGCCGACGCGGCGCGAGCCCUGGCCGGGCUGCAGGCGCGGCUGUACCCCGAGUGGCAUCACCCAGGCACUCGCGCGCAACACCUCCGCGCCCUGCUGCGCGACGACGACCGGCAGCAGCAGAUGCGCGGCCUGCUCGCUCAGCCUGGCAUGCGGUUCGCCAGAGCGGCCGUGCUGGGAGCAGCCGCGUCAGCGCCCCGAGACGGCCGCGCGGGCGCCGCUGGCUUCCCCAACCUGACAAACACGUGCUACAUCAAUGCCGUGGUGCAGUGCUUGUACCACACGCACCCCUUCCGCGCAGACAUCGAGGGCAUGCAGCCGGGCGCCAGCAACAUGGGGGACCGCCUGCGGGACUUGUUCUGUGCGCGCAGCUCCCCUGCUUCCACGGCCGGCGACAUUCGCCCGCCGUUGGUGGCCCUUGUCCGCCAGAUCUUGCAGCAGCCGCCAGGCUUUGAGUCCGGUCGCCAACAGGACGCGGCGGAGUGCCUGAUGCGCGUCCUCGAGCACGCGGACCUCGGAGGAGUGCGGCGCCGCGUCUGCGGGGACGGCGCAGCCGCGAGCGUCGAGGGCAUGGUGCACUGCUGCGCGGCCGAGGAGGCCCAGGUGGGUCGCGAUGCGCCGCCUGUGCCCAUGGCCGCCAUGAUCCAGGCGUCCCUCACGGGCGAGCAGGCCGUCCGUGAGGCUUCGGAGGCAGUGGUCCUCCGCGUGGAGAGCAUGUACGAACAGGAUGGCAGACAGUUCGCGGUGGACGCGCGGGCGGACUGGCGGGACACUGUCUUCCCCGUCAGCAUUCUCAACGGAGACGCCGUUUCUUACGAGGUGGCGGCCUUCGCGCAGCACCGCGCCGCGCGCGGCGUACCACCUCUGCAGCGGAUGCGCGGCGGCCACUACGUCGCCUACGUCAACAAGGGCGGGCGCUGGUUCGAGCUCGACGAUGCCGUCGUGACGGAGCUGCCUGAGCCGCCUGACGCGUAUCCGUUCUUGGUCUUCCUGGCCCGCGCGAGGGGCAUUGCUGGAGUGCACCCAGCUGCCAGGGCCGUCUGGAACGCUUCAGCUGCCGCGGACAACAGAGACCACACCCGGGCAGACCCCGAGAACAGCGCGGACAACCCUUUCAAGCGGUACGUGGAUAACUGGGAUCUGCGACGCACCAGCGCAGAUGUGAAAUGCCGCACCUGGUCGCAGAGGGCCGAGCCGUCGGGCCCCCAGCCGUGCCGGCUCUGCCAGGGCCGAGACUUCGCGUUCCGCGAAGAUUGGAAGAAGCACGUGGACGACGAGCACGGUGGCGUCCAGCGCUACCGCAACGCUCUCUUCUCGUCGCUGUCGCUGAAGCCCUAUGUUGUCAAGGGAGAGGAGUGGCGCGCGAUCGUGGCCAAUUAUGCGGAGUUCUACGCCAGGGCCGCCGUGGACUGGGAGAAGCCGACUGAGCGCAUGCGUGAGCUCGCUCAGACUCCCGAGGGGUUGUCUGCAGAUGAGCGCUGGGCGCCCCGGACCCGCUGUGCGUGCGUCUUCUGCGCCAGGCUGCACUGGUCCGAGGACCUCUCCUUGGAGUUCCUAGCAGGCAAGGACUGCUUCAUGAAGAACCCCGAGGCCGUGGCCAAGCUGUUGUCUUGGGAGGUUUACCACAAGCACUGGCCCGACAUCCCCGAGGCCGAGCUCCGCGCCUCCGCCGUGCGUCUGCGCAUUGGGAACACGGACGCAUUCCAACUUGUCCUCAUGCACAAGCGGCGGGUGACGGAUGCGCAGGCGUUGGGCGACGAGCGGGCCCCGGUGUGCGAGGAUUGCCUGUGCGCGUUCUCUCCCCGCCACCCGCGCAUGUGCAAGUUCAUCUUCGCUAACCACUUGUGGCUCGGCAGGAAUGACCCGCUCUUCCGCAAUGCCAACUUGUCGCACCAGAUGCUCCUCGCACUCGCCCGCGUCGUGACGACCAAGGUGGUGCUGCGCCCCGAGAGCUACGACGAGCAGCGCAGCGGCGACGGGCCCACGUGGGACUUCCUCUUCCACCAGACGGGCAUGGUGGGCUCCGCAAUCCUCUUCGGGAACGCGUCGUGCAAGGAGGCCAUGGAGCGUUUCCCUCCGGCUUCCAUCAAGGACGCCUUCGCGGUGACUUUCCUGGCAGCCAAGCAGGACGCGGCGAAAGAGCAGCCGCCAGACGGCUCGGAGAAUGCAGCGGGACAGCGGCGCCGCGAGGGUCUGGCUGGCGACGCCGCCAGGCAGCGGGGCGCCGCCCGGCGCGCCGUCCGGGGCAUCGCGCGCCUCAAGGUGAACCGCGCAGAGUUUGACUCGCAGGCGCAAGCGCUGCAGUCCACGAACGUCGUCUACAAAGACAAGGAUUACGACGAGGCGCUGGUUGCCCAGUGGUGCCCCAACCCGCUGAUUCCUGAGGUGCCCCCGGUGGUGUUGGACAGCGUCGUGGCCGUGCCGUUGGAGGAUUCGCCCGGCGCCGUCGUGGCCGCGGGACCAGCCGACGCCACGGCGGCCGGGGCGCAGGAUAUGGAAGACGCAGACGUUCAGGCGUGCAAGGAAUCCCGGUACGUGAGCGCGUUCAGCGAGGAGGACAUCCCGGGCGCGGCCGCCUCGGCGGGGGCCUUGGAGGUGACGGCGCUGAUCAAGCAGCUGGAGGAGCUGGACGCGACAGCGCAGCGCUCCGUGGCCAAGGAGACAGAGCACGCCAUCGAGUCAGGCAGCGCGCUGCUGGACGAGGCGGGCAGGGAGCGAGUCUUGCAGCUCUGCGAGUCCGUUCGAAACCGCGCUGCUCGGUUGUCGCGCCCGGAGCGGGAGCUGCGGCUGCAGGCGACCAUGGCGAACCUCGAGGUGACGCGCGGCACGGCGCCCCUGUCGCUGUUCGAUUGGAAGGUGUGGACGCAGGCGCGCCCGAGCCUGUGGCGCUACGGCGACGCCGGUCACCUGGACCCGAAACGAACGGGGACCUACCCGCAGUUGCUCGCCCACGAGUGGAUCACGUGCCUGUGCAUGCGGGAGGAGAUGGAGUACACUCUGGACACCGACGAGGAGAAGCCGUACCGCGUGCGGGAGAACGACGACGAUCCAGAGGUCAACCGGUUCGCGGCGGACUGGGUGUCGUUGCACAUGUUCGCCACGUUGCACUUCUUGACGGAGCGCCACCAGUCCGCCUUCGCCUUCCUGAAGAACGGAGGCAUGAAGUGGGCCGAGAAAGUGCAGCACCUCACGCCGGAUGCCCUGGCGGCGGCCGCCCGCGCUCACGCGGGUGGCGGCGGCGUGGCGGCUUUGGCAAGCAACGCCAACGUGCCCAACGUGGUUCGGGACGCCCUGAACAUCAUGCAGAUGGCCGUCGCGGACGUCGUCGGCACCGACGGACAUCGGCGCCUCUGUCGCCACGAGGGGGUUGCCUACAUGGCGCUCUUCGGGUGCCCCUUGAUCUUCGCCACCCCGAACGUAGCGGACACGAAGCAGCCACUGUUCGUCAGGGUGGAGGGCCAGGAGAUCCCGCUCGACGACCGGAGCAUUCCAGGCCUGCGCAGCGACGUCAUCCCAAAGUACCGAGACAUGAUGCGGCGCGUCGCCCAGGACCCGGUCGGCCAGACCGUGUGCUUCGAGCUCAUCAUGCGCCUCUUCUUCAUCCACGUCCUCGGCGUCCGCCCCGAGUGCGUGGGCGGCCGCCGGCGCGGUUUCUCCCAGGAAACGCUGCUCCUGGCUUUCCGCGGAGAGAUCGAGGCGCAAGGUCGGGGAUCGCUCCAUCCGCACAUCCUGGUGUGGUUGUGCGCCCUCUCGACGCGGCAGCUCGUGCACGUGCUCCGACGCCAUCCUGCUGCUUUCCGAGAGCGCCUGGGCAAGUGGAUGAGGGCGUGCGUCAUGGCCGUGGAGAGCACCUGCCAGAGUUCCGUAGAGGUGUUGCCGCGGCGUUUCGGGCACGUCGACCAGCGCGUGGACCCGCUGCCAUUCUCUGUCAUCGAACGAGACCAGUCGCGCUUCGACGGGGGCAGCGAGCUGGACGCGCUCCGCGAAGAGAAGCAGGCGGGCGCGGAGCUGACCGAGGACCAGGAGACCUUCCUGGAGACCGAGGACCGGGACUCCUGGCUCCGGCCCGAUCUGCCGUUGCGGGACGCCACAGGCCGCGAGUUGGCGCCGGGGGAGAAGGCACCGCCGCGGCCGUCCUCAUACGGCAUGCCCAUCGAUGCUUUCGCCGUGGGGAAAUGCCCCGCGUACCGGCGGCGCGGCCUCGUGCAGCAAGACACCGGCGCGGGCGAGCCGGCGGCCCGCGGGGUUGUCCCAACGGUCUGCUCGGACGCGCCCGCGGCUCAGUCGGGGCAGCAAGAAUCGUGA
Molecule: messenger RNA, 7336 nt
Organism: Prorocentrum cordatum
Lineage: Eukaryota; Dinophyceae; Prorocentrales; Prorocentraceae
Source: the annotation of a GenBank genome assembly